Electrophorus electricus (electric eel) is the source of this 5052-nucleotide messenger RNA. It is a transcript of the gene tmie, whose product is annotated as transmembrane inner ear. The record is from RefSeq and is a predicted model, not a curated record. Gene Ontology annotation, biological process: inner ear morphogenesis; sensory perception of sound. Lineage: Eukaryota; Metazoa; Chordata; Actinopteri; Gymnotiformes; Gymnotidae.
UCUCAGCGCUCACCGUAGGGUUCCGUCUUGAUUAAUAUGGAAUUAAUUGAUGCUUUUCAUGCCCAGAGGAAAUCAGUUUCAGCAAGUCAUUUUCUCAUGCGUUUGCUUGUUUGCAUUCCGUGUAGAUUCGAUCUGCACUUCAAGUCUGAUUAAAUAAUCAGUGUAGCCUACGCGGAUAAUGUGUGGAUAAGUAACAGGAAGUGUAUAGAAGAAGCUCAAACGGCUCCGUACGGCAACCUGCGUGUUAUCCACAACCACGCUUUGAUUUCCUGUACUAAAAAAAUAGGUGCACUAAGAUAUAAGGCUGCAGAAAUUAACGCGUGCGCUCUGCUUUAAGAAGACCUGGCCACUAAAAACUGCCACGUGCAUGUGUGUGACUAGUGCAGUCAUAACAUGGCCGCGUGCGUGUUUGGCUCGUCUGUUUUACGAGAGGCCUUUUGGGUGGCAGUGCAUGCGCGCACAUUGAAAUUAACGAACCGCAGCAGUUUCGUAACUCCAGGAGCACAGGAGGGUUCUGCUUAGCUCUUGAGUCUUUAUCUGCUUAAGCUCUUGAAGUCUGUUAUCUUUCUGUGGUGUUGGAUUCACAGCACGUCCAGAGGAGGAUACUGCACGUUCAGUUUACACGGAAUUGCAAUCAAACACCCCUCCCCCCCCACUUCACUUCGCAUAUCUGCCUCCCAAAGGGGAUUUGUGUUGGAUAGGUGUGUGUGUGUGCAGUGGGAAAAUAUAAACAACUGUCGCAAACAGAAUCCAUCAGCAGCCCUGCUUAUUCAGGUGGACAUCCAUGUCAUGACUGAGGAGAGCAGAUUGGGGGCUGGACUUGACUACUCAGUGGAGGAGAACGAACAUUGUGCACCCCUGCAGAAGAAGAGACGAGAUGAGAAGAGAAGAGACGAGACGAGAAAAGAGGGCGUAGCUUUGUCCUGUCUGACUAUCAAUCAACCUGAUAGCCGUGAUCCUGCCCAGCGUAGAGAGGGAGGGGCGAAACUAGCCGAGGCAGAAGCAGAGCGGGAGAGAAUGGCGAGUCAGCGGCCUACCCAUCUUCCUCCCACGCUGGUACCUGUUUUGGUCAGCGCCGGGGCCGUGCUGGUUUCCCACUAUAUCAUCAAUGUGAUGGCGCAGAUCCCCGACCCUGCGCUCCUGCCCACUGACCCCCCGCCGAAGCCCGACCCCAUCACCUCCGAGACCGUGGUGUUCUGGGGGCUUCGGCUCUGGCAGGUGGUGGGAAUCUUUUCCAUGUUUGUGCUGGGAAUUAUCAUUACACUGUGCUGCAUCUUUAAAUGCCGAAUUCCUCGGACGAGGAAAGAGAUCGAGGCCCGACAUCUGCAGAGACAGGCGGCAAAAAGUUAUGCCAACACACUGGAGACAGUCCCGCCUCUUGGCGAGCUCACAGAGAUACCGGGAGCUGCAAAGCCUGACGAGAAGAAGGAGGAAGUGCCCACAGUCUCGGGGAAGCUGGGCGGGGAGAGAGGAGAGAAGAAGACAGGCAAAGAAAGGAGGAAAGGAGAGGAGCAUGAGGAGAAAGGAGCGUCCAGAAAAAGUGCCGCUGGAGGAGGCAGGAGUGAGAAAGCCACUGAGAGAGGAGGCGGAGCCGAGAAGGCUACGAAGAAGUGAUCGCCGGGUCACCUUAAGCACUUGUGCUAAACUUUUAUUAAGAACAGGAUUUAUUCAUUGGUUGACUUUUGCUAACAUCAUUUAACAUUUUUUAUAUGUUUCUAUUUUAAAGUGUAAAUAUAAAUUUAAAUGUUUCUUGCAAACCUCUUGCCAAGUAUUUAAGAGUAAAUUAACCUAUGCAUUGUGUGUCAGGGAGAGUUUAGAGCAUUUCUGUGUAAAUAGAGCUAUUAAAUUAUCAAUUCAUAUUUAUUUUUCUAGACUUAAAAUAAUUCAUUUUAUAUAAAAUCAUUCGAAUUGAUACUAGGCUUAAUCGUCAAAUUUAAUUUGAUAUAUAUAUAUUUUUUUAAACCACCACUAUUACAGUAACCAAACCCUUGAGGUGUCUAACUUAAUGGAAACGUAAAAAGCUGUGCAAAGAAUCUCUCACAUACACUGUCAGGUUCAUUCAACAAUUCAGAUGGCUCACUAUAUAAAUUUACAUUUACAUUUUUUUAUUCACAAUACAUUGGUCAGCACUAAAUAACACAAUAUGGACUUCCUUAUAAAAACAAGUCUACAAAUUAUGUAACAUACAGACAACAGGUGAUAGCAUAGCUAAACCAUACUCCUCUAAUUGGGUCUUAACAGAUUUCCACACUUCAAUUACCUGGUGAGAGAAUGACACCUAAUUCUGUUUUGCCUUUUUACUGAGACAUGAAUUUAUUAAAAGAAAAUGGUUAGAAGCAACAACUGUGUGAUGUAUCUGAAUAAAGAGGUUACAUGAACCUGAACUGGACCAGAACUCUCCGGGGGUACAAUAGUGGUAGUUAUAACUGAGACACCUUUUCACUGCUACGUGAUUCGCCUGUUUGUCAUCUCGCCAGGAAACGGUUCGCUUUGAGUCCUGAAGCAACGUGGCUCCUGUUUCUCCUUCUGCUGUGCAGAACGUAACGUGUUUAAAGUCCUGAUCUGUCCACGUUCUUAGCCAUCAGCACACAGCAGUGUGAGCAUUUUAGCGCCUUUACACUGCCACAGUGAGGUGGACUUUGAUACGGAAGAGAAAUCAACAACAAACAAAAUAUAAACAUCAAAUUUUGGAAAGUACCAGUGACACAUAAGGUGCUAAUACUUAGAAAUAUUUAACAUAAUUACAAAUAUUUUAAUUAAAUAUAAAACAACACAACCACAAAAAUUGGGGCACGGGAAUAGAUAAAAAACUAACACUUCAGUAAAUAUUAAAAAAUAUAAACACAAGAUUUACAGAAAAGUCCAUUUAGACAGACCCGAAAAAAGUGUUGUUUUUCCUUUGAAAAUACCUGCUUAAAAAUAACACAUCAGAGACAACAGCACUAAACACUUGUACGAUUCUUAAACUAUAACACUUCUGUCUUCCUUUACGUCAUCUGUAACGUAUUUGUUAUAAUGAAGACCAAGGACAUGAUUCAGAAAAAAUGAAUAAUAACAAUAAUAAUAAAACAAAAACCAAUCAAAACAAAAGACUGUAGACUCAGUGUGUAUGGCCCUGAAGAGUGAGUAGGGGCACUACUGCACAGUGACCUGCUCAUAUCUGAAAUCACUUGAACUCUGUUAAAAGCUGUUACUUUUAAAAGCACACAGCACCACGGCUCUGACAAGCAUUCAAAACAGGUUCCCUUCAUUAUAGGUGUCACAUUAUAGCACGUCAAUACAACAGCUGUUUCUUUAGCUUGUAAUUCAAAUGGCAUUUUUGCUUUGUAAACAUUAUGACCUAUACAUAUAUACCUCUCCACAAAAACAACAACACUUUACAAGGACACACCAGAAGCAGCAGCACUGAGUGAUUGCGAGCGAACUGCAUGCCUCUUUCAGUACAGAAAGCCUUUUACAUAUAUACAUAUGCCGGUGUGUACAAUACAUUUGUGGAGUUCAUAUGAAAACCCUUCAGAUACAGAGCGCAGACAUCCAUUGGACAAAGCGACUGAGAAUUUAAAACCAUUAUUGAGGCAAAGUGAAGCCUUUGAGAAAGAACACCACAUGCCAAUCAUGACAGACUAGAACAGAUUACGACACUACAUGCCAAACAUGAUAGAUUAGAACAGACUACGACACUACAUGCCAAACAUGAUAGAUUAGAACAGAUUACGACACUACAUGCCAAACAUGAUAGAUUAGAACAGAUUACAAGAUGCUGCAUCUUGAUCAGUUUAAUAAAUGUGCAGAAAUGCAUAUCUUAAAAUGACUAAAGCAAAACACCAACAGCAUAAAUACAGAAAUGAUUAGACCAGCACAUCAUAGGUCAGGCUUUGGAAAGAAAUCUUAUAAUGGAAUUCAAAUUUAGUCAUAUAACUCCAAUAAUUCUUCUGGUAAUUUCCCAAAUUUCUUGGAGGAUAGUAUUUUUUUAUGACAUGAUUUUCCUAAAAUCUAUAAACAUUUCAAAUUGCACAGAGAAAGGAAAACCAUGGAGAUGGUGGGGUAUCUUAAGGACAUAGAGAUUCUUAUAUGGUAAACACACUCUCCCCUACACGGACUUCUCAGCAUGCAUGUGAAGCAGCCGACAGCUUUGCGAGACUUUGUGAACAAAGACAUCAGAGCAGAGCCAAUCAGAGCCUUUUUACUUCUGAAUGUGGGAGGGCAGUGUUCUGGCACUGCGAUGGGACAGCCAAUCAAACAGGAGCAACUCACCGAGCCCACAUGGGCCGCUGUGCAUGAUUGGAACAGAGUGGAGCUUCCGCAGCUGCUGAGCUCAGUGCCUGCAUGUCUCUCCGCUCAUCCCUGUCCCAGAUCCUCAAGGAACAGCACAGCGGAGUGAACCUGGAAAAUCCAGACGGUCCCAUGUGUGGCCACCUUCCCUGUGAAAGUGGCCUGGAGCAUGAAGUAGUAUAACUUCUCCAGUAUGGGCCAGUAUAACAUCUGGCUGUGUUCAGGUGGGAUGAGCAAGCUGCCGGUUGAGUAAUGUUUGACUCUGAAACCCGCAUCAGCAAGGCGAGCGCUGUGUGUGGCUUCGACAUUCACAACUCACUCACUGUUCAUGACAAAUACACACAUGCUCACUUGGACUAAGCAUCUAAGAAGCAUCUAAGAAUGUCCAACGAAUGUGAGAUAAAAGACAAGUACCUGCUGGGUUUUUCUUCAAAAUGCACCACAUAUUUAAAAAAAUGCACAGUAUAUUGUAUGUAUUAUAUUACAAGCAUCUGCAGCAAAUUUUAUUUUUGGAAAAACAAAAAGUCUGUUUAUUCUCCCACUCUUGCUACUAACGUAGACCUGGAGUCCAGAGUCUCUUCCUGUCCACUGAGGACACAGGGACUCACCAACCACAACGUUACUUUUAGCCAUUAGCAUUUAGUUCAGCUACAGGUUGGGACACUCCAUGGCCAUGACAGCCAACCCUACAGCUCUGGGAGGACCACCUGAGGCAUGACGGUUCUUCACGUGCUCGCAAAUCUCAUGUUGCACCAAAGCAGACACUGUACAAUAUCACAC